Mauremys mutica (yellowpond turtle) is the source of this 1478-nucleotide messenger RNA. RefSeq names its product pro-glucagon-like. Gene Ontology annotation, molecular function: hormone activity; glucagon receptor binding. The transcript is spliced from 9 exons. Gene Ontology annotation, cellular component: extracellular region. Bases 935 to 1390 code for a protein of 151 amino acids. The record is from RefSeq and is a predicted model, not a curated record. NCBI's taxonomy places the organism in Eukaryota, Metazoa, Chordata, Testudines, Geoemydidae. Gene Ontology annotation, biological process: regulation of fatty acid biosynthetic process; response to glucose; regulation of insulin secretion.
AGCACAGAGGGUGAAGCAGUGUUCUUCAGUUGAGAGAUUCCCCGGGAGCAUGAUCUGAAUCUCACUUGAUUCUGAAUUCAGAGAAGUUUGAUUUUUUGGGGGUGAUUUUAAAGGCAGGUGACAGGCUUAGGAUGCUGAGGCUGGCAAAUACCACCACGGGGAUCUGGAACUGUAUCGGCAGGAGAGAUGUAAUGACACACUCCUUGGUGGGAUCAAACCUGUGGGCUCUGGAUCUUAAAGCAUAACUCUCUGCUGCCUGAUCUAAAAGACUCGCCUUUGCUAGCCAAGACCGUAGCAGAUUUAUCAGCUUUACUAAGGAGGAUGGACAACGCUCCACUGAAGGGGUUUAGGUCAUAUAAACUCAAGGGCUGACACAGAGAGUGACACUAGACAAUGCACCUGCCAAGACACAGUAGGAAGUGUGGGAAGGAAAACCUGCCCUGGGGUUUCAUCCUCUGCAAAUUAACUGAUGGGACCCAUUGACUUCCAGGUUUACUUGUGUCUUAGGCAGGGGGAGAGAACUGGACCCUGAGAUUCCCAUGCCUCCAAUCCCUUCUCCUUUACAAACAGCAAGGUUGGGGGUUUGGCUAAUUAAUUAUUUCAGAUGCUUUGAAAUCCUCAGCCGAAAGGUGCUACAGAGGUGCAGAAUGUGGUUACUGUUAGAGCAUACCGAAUAUUGAGACUGACAGGCAAUCUUGUACCACAGAUUAGUUAAUGAGCAAAGCAGCAGUUCAAACGGGCUCCCAGGUGAAUGCACUGAAAUCACCCUCACUCAGAACAGCCGCUGGCUGGUUUCCUGUUUAUUUCAUGGAAAUAGAAUUGGUUCAUCACACCUGGUGUAUAUAAAGGGGCUGAAGGUCCUAAAUUGAGACCUGAAUCUGCUGGAGUCCUAAUUGCUACAUCGGAGGACCAGGAAGAGAAACAAGCCAGGAAAAUGACGUCCUUGAAAGUUCUUGCUCUGCUCAUGGUCUCUCUGAGCCUUGUCCUGACGGAGGAGAAUGACUUCAGUGCCAACCCGAAGAGUCCCGGCGCCAGAGCCGUACAGCGACGCUACUCCGAGGCCAUCCUGGCCAGCGAUUACAGCCGGACCAUGGAUAACAUGCUCAAGAAGAACUUUGUGGAGUGGCUGUUGGCCAGAAGAGAGAAGAAAAGCGAUAACGCCAUCGAUCCAUCCAAGAGGGAAGCUGAACCCCAGCUGUCAGCUGUCAGUGGUCAAGGUUUGGAGCUGGCUUCCCAAGGGGCUCAGGACUUUUUUGUCUGGCUUCUAAAAAACAAAAGAAAACAGAGUCUUACUGCUCCCAAAGAAUCUGAUCCCUCGAAAGACGUUCUGAGCCAGGAGCUAUUGGCGUGGCUCAUGUCUGCUGAUCUCUGUAGACCAACGACUCAGUAGCCCCAAGACUCUCCAGAGGAGCUGUCUAUGCACUCUAACAACGGACGUGCUAAGAAUGAAGAAGGAUUUUGUAGCCACUUAGCUCUGU